Leptonychotes weddellii (Weddell seal) is the source of this 3128-nucleotide messenger RNA. RefSeq names its product A-kinase anchoring protein 8 (gene AKAP8). The record is from RefSeq and is a predicted model, not a curated record. Gene Ontology annotation, molecular function: protein kinase A regulatory subunit binding; DNA binding. Gene Ontology annotation, cellular component: nuclear matrix; nucleus. Lineage: Eukaryota; Metazoa; Chordata; Mammalia; Carnivora; Phocidae.
AGCCAAUGGUGGUGUGCAGAAAGAGUGACGUAUGCUUCUGGUCUUCCAGUAGCGGACAGCGGAAGGUGUGUUGAGCGCAUGCGUUCUGUGGCAGCCUAGAAAAAGGGGCUGCUGGCGGGCCGAGCUGAAGAUAUGGAGCCGGGCUACGGAGGCUAUGGGGCAUGGAGUGCUGGACCCACCAACACCCAAGGUGCCUACGGAACUGGUGUGGCCAGCUGGCAAGGUUAUGAAAACUACAAUUAUUAUGGUGCCCAGAACACCAGCGUCACCACAGGAGCGACCUACAGCUAUGGCCCAGCCUCGUGGGAGGCCACCAAGGCCAGCGAUGGCCUGGGAGCUGGGGGCCCUGCUGUGCACAUGGCUUCUUAUGGCCCAGAGCCGUGCACCAGCAAUUCCGACUCCCUCAUUGCCAAGAUCAACCAGCGUUUGGACAUGAUGUCCAAGGAAGGAGGCAGGGGCGGGAGCAGCGGCGGUGGGGAGGGCAUGCAGGACCGGGAGAGCUCCUUCCGCUUCCAGUCGUUCGAGUCCUAUGACUCCAGGUCUUGCCUCCCCGAGCACCAUUCCUAUCGCCCCAGCUAUAGCUACGAUUAUGACUUUGAUCUGGGGCCUGACCGAAAUGGUGGCUUUAACAGUCAGUAUAGCGACUGCCGGGACCCAGCCCGUGAGCGGGGCUCCCUUGAUGGCUUCAUGCGGGGCCGGGGCCAGGGCCAGGGCCGCUUCCAGGACCGGAGCACUCCCAGCACCUUCAUGCGCAGCGACCCUUACGUGCCACCUGCAGCCUCCUCCGAGCCCCUGUCUGCUCCCUGGACUGAGCUGAACUAUGUGGGUGGGCGGGGCCUGGGAGGCCCCUCCCCCAGCCGGCCACCUCCUUCCCUGUUCUCCCAGUCCAUGGCCCCUGACUUCGGUGUGAUGGGCAUGCAGGGGGCUGGCGGUUAUGACAACUCGGUGCCCUAUGGAUGUGGCCGGUCACAGACCCGGAUAAGGGAUCGGCCCAGGCGGAGAGGGUUUGACCGCUGUGGCCCGGAUGGCAUGGGCAGGAAACGGAAGCAGUUGCAGAUCUACGAUGAGCCGGAUGCCAAACUGGCCAGGGCUGACAGCGAAGGAGAUUUUUCUGAAAACGAUGAUGGAGCUGCUGACUUCCGGUCAGGAGAUGAAGAGUUCAGGGGUGAGGAUGAGUUCUUCGACCCCGGGAGGCAGAGAGGGGAGAAGGACGAUGAGGAUGAUGAAGUAAAGAAGAGAAGAGAAAAGCAAAGGAGGAGAGACCGGAUGCGAGACCGAGCAGCUGACAGGAUUCAGUUCGCCUGUUCUGUGUGCAAGUUUCGUAGCUUUGAAGAUGAAGAAAUCCAGAAGCAUCUACAAAGCAAAUUUCACAAAGAGACACUGAGGUUUAUCAGUACCAAACUCCCUGACAAGACGGUGGAGUUCCUCCAGGAGUACAUCGUAAACAGGAACAAGAAAAUUGAGAAGCGGCGUCAGGAGUUGAUGGAGAAGGAAAGCACGAAACCCAAGCCAGAUCCUUUCAAAGGGAUUGGCCAGGAGCACUUUUUCAAGAAGAUAGAGGCCGCUCACUGCCUGGCUUGUGACAUGCUGAUCCCCGCACAGCAUCAGCUCCUCCAGCGGCACCUGCACUCGGUGGACCACAAUCACAACCGCAGGUUGGCUGCUGAACAGUUCAAGAAGACCAGUCUCCAUGUGGCUAAGAGUGUUUUGAACAACAGACACAUAGUGAAGAUGCUGGAAAAAUACCUCAAGGGUGAAGACCCUUUCACCAGUGAGGCUGUCGAUCCAGAAAUCGAAGGGGAUGACAAUUUAGGAGGCGAGGAGAAGGAGGAGACACCCGAGGAGGUGGCCGCGGAGGUGUUGGCUGAGGUCAUUACGGCAGCAGUGAGAGCGGUAGAUGGGGAAGGAGCGCCGGCUCCAGAAGGCAGUGACACGCUGGCCGAAGGGGAAGGCCCUGUGGACGCGGCCCAGGCCCCUCGCGGUCCCCACUCUGAACAGCCGCUGGAAGUGGAGACACCGGGUGGCAGGGCCUCUGAGAAGGGCAGCACUGAAGCGGAGGCCGGAGGGGAAGCCGCGGAGGCCGGACGGGAAGUGCAAGCGGCCGCAGCAGAGGCAGAAGGCACUGUGAGGGUCGCGGCCCCGGCUCCGGCCGUCACCGAAGCCAAAGCAGAACAGACUGAUGCAGAACCCAAAGAUGUCCUUCCCACAGAAUGACCCUCCUCCCUGUUGCAAGGGAUGGGUUUCAUAACGCAUUGCUCUUUUUCUCCUUUUGUUUGUAAGCAGAACUAGGGUGUGUGUUACUGGAACAUGCUGGAAACUUCAGUGAAGAGACCCAGCCAUUUGCUUCAACAAAGUGUACCUCGUGGGCUUGUCUUCUAGAGUUGUAUGGCUUUUUCUGCCUUGGUUCGCAGGCUGCAGAAGUUGUACAUUGCCCCAAGUGGCUGUGAAGUCUCUACACUGCAGAUGAAAUAAUAAAAGUUGGCUAAUUAGAUUUUGAUGAUACUUCACUUGUUAAAUACAGCAGGUGGCUGAAUGCCCUUUUUAUUUUUAUUUUUUUUCUGAGAGCAGCUUAAUAUUGGGAUAUACCUUGCUUUAUACAGGAUUUUUUUUUUUUUUUUUUAAGUUUUAAGAAUUGGCUUUGGCUUCGGUUUUUGACCUGCUUUGGUAGCACACUGCGUAUGGUGUGUGAUCCUCACAAGAUGUAGCAGAAUCUUGUGAACGCGACGUUGGUUCUGUCGCAUCUGUGGACUGUGCUCCAAGGCCUCGUGAAUCUGAUAGGCCUGCACCCUUGGACGCCCUCCCACUGGCCCCUCAAGAAUGAGGACGUUUUGCCUAGGGCAUUAUUUUCCCAAUCUUUAGUCUUUGGUGAAUCACCUUUAUAGUUUGUUUGGAGUUUUUUUGUGUUGGUCUUUUUUUUUUUUUUUUUAACCUCAUUUGUGUUCCACCUCUGUUACUUGAGGGUUUUUUGUUUUUGUUUUUCCUUUAAAUUGAGUUACUACUCCUUAAAUAUAUUAAAAAAAAACAACUUGGUGUCACUCCCAUAAAUGGAAGAUCUAUAAAUUGCUAUAGAUAGAUGCUAUCUGUAAGAAAUGAAUAUAGUGAAAUAAACACAUUUCAGAUGAAUACUA